GUAAAUUAAUGUGCACAUUCCACGGAAGUUUUGGGAGGCAAACAUUUUCUGAACAUCACGCACCACGUUUCCUGCUCCUUGAGAUACGUGACAGUUGGGCCUCUCUCUUCCUCUUUGGUUCUACAUUAAACCCAAAAGGGUUCUAUCUGGAACACAAAAAGGGUUAUUCAAAGGGUUCUCCUAUGGGGACAGCCAAAGAACCCUUUAGGUUCUAAAUAGCACACAAAAAAAUGUGUAGCAUCACAUUUCAUUUUUUAUUUUAGAUAUUAUCUGAUGUCAUCACACACAAGACAUUUAGCCAGCCUGGCUGUUUAUUUAAUGAAGAAGUGCUACUUUAAAGAGGCUCUUCCCCCUGAGUCACAACCUAUUAAUAGGGCAUGGAGAGCUCCUGUGAUGCUAGAGAGGAUGGAGCUCAGUGUUAUGGUGCUCUCGGAGGAACUGUCUUUCUCCAGUUGAUCACCAAUGCCAGUGGACAUCAGUUUAGAUUUUGGAAGGACCCAACUGGUGCUAAAACAGAGAUACUCACAAUGAGAAGAAAUAUAUCGAUAACAAAAGGGCCUAUUAAAGGCAGGUCAGAGUUCUUUAUAAACAAGGGGAUAUUCAGGAUAGAUAACACAGUAAGGAAUGAUUCUGAUAAAUACUGUGCUGAAACAUUUGAUUCAAAUGGAAUGUCGUUAUCAGGCACCAGAAGACUACAACUGUUCAUUGAAGCCCCUGUGACACAGGCUAAGCUGUCCUCUAAGUGUCUGUCCCUUGGAGCGAUGAGGGUAUCUUGUUCCUCUGAGGGGGACAGUCCCCAGUACAGCUGGACUCUGGAUGGACACCCACUGAACAACAAUGAUAACUCUUUUGGUGAGAUGACAAACUCCAUCACACUGCAGAAAGGCCUGUCUGGGGAUCUCAACUGCACCAUCAGAAACAAUAUCAGCAGUGUUACUGUCAGCAGGAUAAUCUUACCUUGUCCAGAGAUCAUAGGGAUGGUAGCAGGGUCUCUGGUAGGCAUAGUCCUUGUCCUAGGGAUGGUGUUGGUAGUUUACUGUGUCCAGAAGAAGAAGACACCUCCAAAGACUUCAGCUAAGGAUAACAGCCAGGAGGUGGAAUAUGUUGAUGUCAGGAUACAAAAGAAGCAGAUGAGACAGAAGGAGAGGGAGGCGCUGGUGGAGUUGGAGUACGGAGAGGAGAAAGUGGCGGGGGGUCCCCAGCAGACGAUGGAGGUGGAGUAUGGACACUUUAAAAUAUUAGAGGGUCCCUCGAAGAAGGUACACACACCUGAGGAGGAGGACUGUGUGUACGCCAGGGUACAGAAAGGCCAGGGAGCAAGGUAGUGUCUAGAUAGAGUAGAAGAGGCUGAGCGUUUAAUCACUCGUUGCGUCCCAAUAAUCUCUCCUUUCUUAAAGUGUUGACUUGUUCACUUCCCUUCACGUAUUUCAAAGGAAAUUAAUGGUAUAUGGCAACUUCCUAUACCAAUCCAAUUAUUUAAAAUGUGUGGGGAGUAGUGAAGGAAUGCACACAUCUGGAAGAAGGAGAAAUUAUUGGGAUGCAAUCCUGAGGCCCGGAGUUGAUACAGACGACAGCUAUGUCUAAUCAUGUUGUUUUACAGUUACAGUAACAGCUUUGUUUUGCAUGUUCACACUUUAGAACACAUAUUGUCUGUUUCCAAGAAGUGGAUACAUCACUUCAGUUUCUUUACCACGUGUCUUUCUUUGGAAAACGGUUUUAACACAAACUCAGCAAAAAAAGAAACGUCCCUUUUUCAUUCUUUCAAAGAUAAUUCGUAAAAAUCCAAAUAACUUCAUAGAUCUUCAUUGUAAACGAUUUAAACACUGUUUCCCAUGCUUGUUCAAUGAACCAUAAACAAUUAAUGAACAUGCACCUGUGGAACGGUUGUUAAGACAUUAACAGCUUACAGAUGGUAGGCAAUUAAGGUCACAGUUCUGAAAACUUAGGACACUUAGGACACUUUCUAUUAACUCUG
Salmo salar (Atlantic salmon) is the source of this 1975-nucleotide messenger RNA. NCBI's taxonomy places the organism in Eukaryota, Metazoa, Chordata, Actinopteri, Salmoniformes, Salmonidae. The record is from RefSeq and is a predicted model, not a curated record.